AUGGGCACGUCGAACUGCGCCGAGGUCACACCGCAAUGCCCUGUCUCGGCAACCACUUACGGGCACCGGCCCAACCUGGGAAGUAAUUGCUUGUUCGCAGCCAUCUUUGGGUUCUGUGCGGUAUAUCAACUGGUGGCAGGCAUCAGGUCUCGCCAGACAAUGUUCACCAUUGCUCUCACAGUCGGCUGUGCGAUGGAGCUGAUCGGAUACACCGGGAGAAUCAAAAUGCACACAAACCCGUGGGAUAGUGGUUACCUUGAAACCCAGACCAUCCGCUUGAUCAUUGCUCCAUCCUUCCAUAUUGUUAUGGCUCUCGCCCUGGAAAAAUCACUGCUACGGCCUGAUCUUAAUCCGUGGCUCUUUGUGGGUUGCGACAUCGGCUCUAUCCUACUUCAAGCAGCUGGGGGCGGACUUCUCAAUACAGGCAAUAAAAUCAUGAUUGCGGGCAUCGCAUUUCAAAUCGCAACGCAUAUAGCUAAUUCCAGAUGGCUCAGACUUCCCGAGAUGGCCGGAGGCUGGGGCAAUCCCUUCGGUUGA
Aspergillus aculeatinus CBS 121060 is the source of this 537-nucleotide messenger RNA. RefSeq names its product RTA1-domain-containing protein. The record is from RefSeq and is a predicted model, not a curated record. Gene Ontology annotation, cellular component: fungal-type vacuole; plasma membrane. The transcript has 5 exons. The coding region runs from base 1 to 537 and encodes 178 amino acids. NCBI's taxonomy places the organism in Eukaryota, Fungi, Ascomycota, Eurotiomycetes, Eurotiales, Aspergillaceae.